Messenger RNA from Melospiza georgiana, 2199 nucleotides. It is a transcript of the gene SLC35B4, whose product is annotated as solute carrier family 35 member B4. Gene Ontology annotation, molecular function: UDP-xylose transmembrane transporter activity; UDP-N-acetylglucosamine transmembrane transporter activity. The record is from RefSeq and is a predicted model, not a curated record. Gene Ontology annotation, biological process: transmembrane transport. Lineage: Eukaryota; Metazoa; Chordata; Aves; Passeriformes; Passerellidae. Gene Ontology annotation, cellular component: endoplasmic reticulum membrane; Golgi membrane. The transcript is spliced from 11 exons. The coding region runs from base 102 to 1103 and encodes 333 amino acids.
GGAAGCGGGGGCGGCGGGGCCGGGGCCGGGAGCGGGGCAGAGCCCCGGGAUCGGGAUGCGGCCGCGGCCCGGGACGCCGCCUCGUUGCCUGGAGCGACACCAUGCACCCGGCCGUGGCGGUGGGGCUGGUGUUCGGCGGCUGCUGCAGCAACGUGGUGUUCCUGGAGCUGCUGGCCAGGCAGUUCCCAGGCUGUGGGAACAUCGUCACCUUCUCCCAGUUCCUGUUCAUUGCUGUGGAAGGUUUCAUCUUCGAGGCCAACUUCGGCAGGAAGCGCCCGGCCAUCCCCAUCAGGAAUUAUUUCAUCAUGGUGGCCAUGUUCUUCACCGUCAGCGUGGUCAAUAACUACGCGCUGAACCUGAACAUCGCCAUGCCGCUGCACAUGAUCUUCCGCUCGGGUUCUCUCAUAGCAAGCAUGGCUCUAGGGAUCAUCAUCCUGAAGAAAAGGUACAGCGUGUCCAAGUACAGCUCCAUAGCCCUGGUGUCCCUGGGCAUCUUCACCUGCACCUUCAUGUCUGCAAAGCAAGUGGCGUCUGACUCCAGCUCAAAUGAAGAGGAUGGACCCCAGGCUUUCCUCUGGUGGCUGCUGGGCAUUGCUGCCCUCACCUUUGCCCUGCUGAUGUCUGCCAGGAUGGGCAUUUUCCAGGAGACUCUGUACAAGAGAUUUGGGAAGCACUCCAAGGAAGCUCUGUUCUACAACCACGCGUUGCCGCUCCCUGGGUUCCUGCUCCUGGCUCCCAACAUUUACCAGCACGCCGUGCUCUUCAGCCAGUCUGAGCUGUUCCAGGUGCCGGUGAUCGGCCUGACCCUGCCCAUCAUGUGGUUCUACCUCCUGAUGAACGUCAUCACCCAGUACGUCUGCAUCCGCGGCGUGUUCAUCCUGACCACGGAGUGCACGUCCCUGACGGUCACCCUGGUGGUGACGCUGCGCAAGUUCGUCAGCCUCAUCUUCUCCAUCCUGUACUUCCGGAACCCCUUCACGGGCUGGCACUGGCUGGGCACGGCCUUUGUCUUCGUGGGCACGCUGAUGUACACGGAGCUGUGGCACAGCCUGGGGCCGCUCCUGGCGCGCUGCCGGGGCCAGGGCCGGCCCAAGGAGCAGUGAGAACAGGGAAUUCCUGCUGGGAGCUGUUGGUUGUGUGCCAGAGCAGAGCAGAGCAGGGAGCCCCCCAGUCCAGGGGGUGUUUUUGUACCAGGGGAGGUGUUGGCUGUGCCAAGCUACUGGGAGAAUGGGGAGCCUGCGCUGGGAACUUGGGGAAAGGAUCAUGGAGAAACAAUCUGGGCAUUUUUUGCGAGUUGGCAUUUUUUAGGCAACCCCUUUUCCUUCCUUUUUUUUUUUUUUUUUUUUUUUUUUUUUCCUUCCCCAUUGGAAUAACCCUUUUUAAGGAGAAGCUGAUCCAGAGGUUUGUUGGGAGCCCAACUUCCAUGGCUGCUGGAUCAGCUGGACCCUGAGAGCCAGUCUGGUGCCGUCCUUUAAUCGUCCCGGUGUCUGGAGCUGAUGGCUGAGCCCCAUUCCAGUGGGAAUCCCUGAUCCCUGUGCUGGCAGGAUGUGGGACACAGCCCCAGCUGGAGCUCCCAGUCUGCCCAGGGCACCCUGGCUUUCCCCUCCCUUGGGAUCAGCUUCCUUGUGGCUUUCGUGCCAGCCUGGCACAGGCUCCUUGUCCCUCAGUGUCACCCCUGGCUGCUGUUCCUGGAGUUUCCCUGCAGUUUUCCUGGAGCAGCUCCCAUGCUGGAGCUGCUGUCCCUGCUCAGCUGGGAAUGUGGAGGGAUGAAGGAGGUUUAAUAGCAAAGGAAAAAUGAUGGAAAAAAUUCCCAAAGUGAUGGAAAGGCAGCACCUCCCUGCCAGGCAUUCCCUGAGCCAAGACCACCUUUCCAAAACUUCCUCUGUUUUUAUCAUUUGCUUGGGAUAAUCCCCAGCUUCCCAUGGCCUCAUCCCUGCUGGGAGCAGAGUGGAAAAAGGGAGAGCUUCCAUCUGUGCUGGGAGCACUGGUUUAGCCCCAGCCCCAAAUCCCAGUGUGGGAAAAGGGAAUUCCAUCCCACCCAGAGCCAGCGUGGCGCUGCCAGGAGCUGCAGCUCCAUCCUAAUGUUCUGAAGGAUUUUUUUUUCCCAGUUCCCAUUUUUCCUGAGCCUCCUGAUUGUGGGAUCCAGGGAUUGUUGGAUCCAGGAAUUGUAGGAUCCAGGGAGGAUUUUUUAUCCAGGAA